Messenger RNA from Oncorhynchus keta (chum salmon), 2679 nucleotides. RefSeq lists its product as uncharacterized. The coding region runs from base 159 to 1406 and encodes 415 amino acids. The transcript has 8 exons. The record is from RefSeq and is a predicted model, not a curated record. Lineage: Eukaryota; Metazoa; Chordata; Actinopteri; Salmoniformes; Salmonidae.
GCGCGCAGUCGGUUUGGGUUCCGUGUUACAUUCGAAAUUAGUUGGCAACACUGAAUUUUCUCCACCUUACACUUCAAACGAACGUACUAGUUGACUUUUCCUGCAGCGGGUAUUGCAUCGUUAUUUGUGAUUACCAAAAAUAAGUAGGUGGGUCAGCUAUGGCGGUGGCGGUCUAUGAAGAAACUGAAUGCAGAAAAAACUGCCCUGCACAGGACACAAACCUUCCACCAGAAACAAGCUCAGCACUGGAAUCUGGUACCUCCAUCUCUAGCAGUAGAGAGGUGUUGCCAGCUCCACCAACAGCUAUCCUGGAGAAUAUUCAUGAAUCUGGAGAGAUAAACCUGAACUUGGCUGAGGGAGGCAAAGGUGAGGGAAGUGUAGAGAGGGUAUUCACUGGUGAUGAGGAUACAAGUGGGAUUGUUAAAGAGCUGAGUUGGAACUCAGGUGACUGUGAUAAGGAGGAAAGGAGAGAUGCUUUCUCAGAGGGUGUGAGUGACAUAGUCAGUGCAGGGUGGAGAGAGGGAGACUGCUUUGUCCCAGUUGGAGUAGAGGUGACUGAGAUGGCUGCUGAGGGGGAGUUUGAAGAUGGGAUGAGAGCUGAAAUGAAAGAGGGAAAGGGGACAAACAGUUAUGAGUCAGGGGAGGAGUUGGUUGCUGAGAGGGCUGUGAAGAGAGAGAUUGAAGAGAAAGAUACAGAGGGAAAACUAGUCCUAGAGAAAGAACACAAGGUGGCUCCCAAGAGGAAGAAUAUAAGGAAACGCAGACGAUCAACCAAACCUCAACGUGACAAAGAGGCAAAUUCCAGUGCUUCCUUUGUAGAGACUGUUCUCUCAUUGCUACUGUCAGUCUUCCUAUGGCUGCAGGCAUUCUCACCAACAAUGUUAAGCUGGUCCCCAAAUAGUUUAUUUUGUAUAGUCAUGCUCGGGGUGGCAUCUGGCACUGGGGGUGUCUUUACAAGCAACGAUCACCAGAGUUUGUCAUGCAUCGCCUGCAAGAUUCCUGGAUGUGCUGCUGAUGUGACUAAGAUAUGGUGUGGGGAGGAUGAACUGUUGAAGGGUUUACCGAUCCCACUCUGUACAAGCAUUUCCCAAAAGUCCAAGACUGUUUGCCAGCAUGAUGGUCGGACAUUUGUGCUUAUGAUUGAAGAGGGCAAGAAGUGUGAUAUGGAACAAUAUCAUGACCAUGUGCCCUCUGAAAAGACAGAGUGUCCACCAUUGUUGGAGGCUGCUCAAGACUCAAGGUUGGACACUGUUCGAGGUGACACCACUUUGUCAGCACCAACUCUCAAUGAGAAUAACUUCUGGACAUCAGAACUGGGAUUACUCUUCACGGACUGGAAGAAGCUUUUUCCUUUAACGAGUCAGACGAGAAAGAUAUACAGGUCCAGAUACAUGUCAUUUGUGUGAAAAAAAGAUGGAGGAAAAGAGGACGCAGAUCAGGCUGCCUUUUGCGAAUCCGUAGGCGAGCGAGUAAACUCCCAUUGCCAUCAAUUCUACUUGCUAACAUGCAAUCAUUGGAAAAUAAAAUGGAUGACCUACAAUUAUCCUACCAACGGAACAUUAAGAACUGUAAUAUCGAGUCGUGGCUGAAUGACUACGCGGACAAUAUAGAGCUGGAGGGAUUUUCAAUGCAUCGGCAGAACCGAGAAGCUACGUCUGGUAAGACGAGGGGUGGAGUUGUGUGUCUUUUUAUCAAUAACAGCUGGUGCACGAUGUCUAAUAUAAAACAAGGGAUUGCUCGCCUGAGGUAGAGUGCCUUAUCAUAAGCUGUAGACCACACUAUCUACCAAGAGAGUUCUCAUCUAUAUUAUUCGUAGCCGUCUACAUACCACCACAGACCGAUGCUGGCACUAAGAGCUCACUCAACCAACUCUAUAAGGCCAUAAGCCACAAAGAAAAUGCUCACCUAGAAGCGGUGCGCCUAGUGGCCUGGGACUUUAAAUGCAGGCAAACUUAAAUCCGUUUUACCUAAUUUUUACGAGCAUGUCACAUGUGCAACCAGAGGGGGGAAAAAAACUAGACCACCUUUACUCCACACACAGAAACGCAUACAAAGAUUUGUAUGCGUUUCUGUGUCCAAACACACCAAGACUUCAUGAAGAGGGCACGACAAAACCUUUCCUCCCUCAGGAGACUGAAAAGAUUUGGCAUGGGUCCCCAGAUCCUCAGAAAGUUCAACAGCUGCAUCAUCGAGAGCUCUGGUUGCAUCACCACCUGGUAUGGCAACUGCUCGGCAUCUGACCAUAAGGCGCUACAGAGGGUGGUGCGUACGGCCCAGUACAUCACUGGAGCCAAGCUUCCCGCAAUCCAGGACCUAUAUAAUAGCCAUACGACUGCUGAACAAUUAAUCAAAUGGCCAUCAGACUAUUACAUUUACAACCCCCCUUUGUUUUGUAUACUGCUGCUAACUGUUUAUUACCUAUGCAUAGUCACUUCACCCCUACCUACAUGUACAAAUUACCUCUAACAUGUACCCACGCACACUGACUCGGUACCGGUACCCCCUGUAUAUAGCCUAUUUAUUGUUAUGUUAUUAUUUUUUACUUUCGUUUAUUUGGUAAAUAUUUUCUUAACUCUACUUGAACUGCACUGUUUAAGGACUUGUAAGUAAACAUUUCACGGUAAGGUCUACACUUGUUGUAUUCGGUGCAUGUGACAAAUAAAGUUUGAUUUGAUUCAA